GUCACGUGACUCUUUAUGAGUAUAGGCCGGGUAAUGUUUCUUCCCUGUCGCCAAACCAAAACGUCUCUAAGCCAUUGCAACUUGCCUGCUCGAGUAGUGAGAGGUAUUGGGAGACACAGUCCACAAGAUGUCUCAGUCUCAGUUCAACUAUUCCCUUGUUCGGAUAACCGUGAUGCAAAUUCUUCGAGGCAUCGGAUUCGACAGGUGUCCUAGCCAUGUCAUUGACAUUUUAACAGAUUUGUACGUUAGAUACCUCCUUCUUCUAACCAGUGAAGUACAGUCACUGGCAGAACAGGCCCAGAAACCUUCGAUCGAGAUCCAGGAUAUCACACAAGCGCUCAUCAACGUUGGGAUGCUUAAGCCUGUUGACAUAUUGGACGUUUACGAACAGUACGACACCAGCAACAGAGCAGCACAGGAUUUCUUGCUCUGGUGCGUGGGACACGUACCUGAGAAUGCACGUAACGUGAGUAAGGUGAACCUGGAGAUGAUGGCGAGCGGGAAGCCAAAGAUGGCACAUUCAGCAAUACCGGAAUACAACGCACAGAUACUUCAAUCCUCACAAUCACAAGUGUCGUUAAACCCUCUAAAAUCACAAGAGUUUGAACCUCAGGUGGAGGAGGACUGGCUGACGUUCUUGAUGAAAAGAGGGAAGAAACAGGAAUCCUUCAGAAGCACAACGCUAAUCAGGAACCAUCUGCCAAAGAGCGACUACUACGUGAGUGGUCCCACACCGGACGAGCUUGUCGAUAAACUACCGUACAAUCAAAAACCAGAGGAGUUGGAGGAGUACCAAACAGAAGACCUGAAUACCACUGGAGAUCAACUCAUCAACUCAGGGUUCAUACCUCCGUCUGACAGUUACUGGAGCUCCCAACCGUUGAAUUGAAACGAACCCACUUCACGAUCCAC
This is a messenger RNA of Williopsis jadinii, 912 nucleotides long. It is a transcript of the gene TAF3, whose product is annotated as Taf3p. Gene Ontology annotation, molecular function: protein heterodimerization activity. The record is from RefSeq and is a predicted model, not a curated record. NCBI's taxonomy places the organism in Eukaryota, Fungi, Ascomycota, Saccharomycetes, Phaffomycetales, Wickerhamomycetaceae. The transcript is spliced from 2 exons. The coding region runs from base 128 to 889 and encodes 253 amino acids.